Metopolophium dirhodum (rose-grain aphid) is the source of this 1773-nucleotide messenger RNA. RefSeq names its product splicing factor ESS-2 homolog (gene Es2). The coding region runs from base 235 to 1602 and encodes 455 amino acids. The transcript has 7 exons. Gene Ontology annotation, cellular component: catalytic step 2 spliceosome. The record is from RefSeq and is a predicted model, not a curated record. NCBI's taxonomy places the organism in Eukaryota, Metazoa, Arthropoda, Insecta, Hemiptera, Aphididae.
GUAGGGGGGGGAAACCGCCUAACCAUCAUAUGAUAGCGCUCCCAGUGUUAAUAUUUUGUCUUCCUACAUCGGGUUAGUCCUUAUCAACACUUAUUUUUGCGUUAUCAUUUUACAAAUUACAAGCACAGAAAUAUUCCGUGUUACAAGUUACAACAUCAAAGUGUCAAAUUAUAGUAAAGUACAAUCUCAAUCUCAAUUCCAACAAAUAUCUAAGAUAGGUCUUAAGACCAUAAGAUGGAUGCAAAGAAACAACAGACAGUUUUGCCCGAAGAGGAAUAUUUAGAGAGUAUUGGUAAAAUUAUAGAAAGAGAUUUCUUUCCAGAUUUGGAAAAAUGGAAAGCCCAAAAAGAUUAUUUAGAUGCAGUUCAACAAAAUGAUACAAAGAAAUUAAGAGAAAUAUAUGAAAAGUAUAGUUUAAGCAAACGAUUGCUUAUUGAACAACCAGAUGCUAGCCCAGAUACAUUUGAAACGCCACAGCCAACUAAAGGACCAAUGAGUAGUAGAACUGUCGAUCCUACAGAUUUAGAUGAUGGCAAACAUGAUGAUUCUAGAUCAAAAGACACUGAAAUUAUUGGAUUAGACAAAUUUUUAAGCAAUACUACAAGUGAAGAUAAUCAUAGUUUUAAUGAAAUCAUUAAAGAAGCAGAAAUUCAGUACAAAAAAAAGAAUGCAUGGUUAUUUGAGGGUGAAAAAAAAGCAUUAGAAAUGGUUGAUAAACUAGAAGUGCCUUCAAUUGAAAGUCAAGCAUCUAAUACAGAACGUGCAUUUAAUUUAGAUUCCUGGGCAUUUAAAAACAAAAACUUUAUUAUGUAUAUUCCUGAUGGAGUAACGUUGACAAAAGACGAACUUAUAAAUAUGGCAUCCAAACGACAAAAAAUUGACCAUUCUAACACGAGACUCAAAUUAAACCCAUUUGACGAAAGACAUAACAAACAACAACUAUGCAGUUUAGCACACAUGCAGACAAGACAGUUGGAUGGCAAGAUUGGAGUUGAUGGCAAAGAAUUAACAUCUGCUACCCCUAAAAUUAAUGGAUAUGGAUUUGUUAAAACUCCAUCACCUGCUCCUGGUGUUAAUCAAAGCCCACUGAUGACCUGGGGAGAAAUUGAAGGUACUCCAUUCCGUUUAGAUGGUAGUGACACUCCUCUGACUCCUCAUAAUUCUGGUCCUAUUUUCAAAAUACCUGAACAGCCCAAACGUGAAAGAUUAGCACACGCACUUGCUGAAAAAGCUAGUGAAGGUCAUAGAAAUAAAAAAAUUAAAGCUCUGGAGACGGCCCGAAAACAGUUAUCUACACCAUCGCCUUCUAAUUUAAUGAGUAGUCCAUUGGAUCGAUUGAAUUCUAUGUCACCAGCAGCUCAAAGACUUAUAUGUAGCCGUAUAAGUAGUGAUAGAAGAAGAGAUGCUGCAUUAAGAGCAUCUUAUAGUCCAUCACCACAUACAACUCCAUCCGGAUCGCCAUCAAUUUCUGGAUUAAAAAACAAUAUUAAAAAAUCUACACCUACUAAUCAGAAAAAACCGUAUGAAGUACCUAAAAACCUUACUGAUAACUUAUUGAAUAUCAAUGUUUCCAAACGUUCAAGAGCUGUAGAUUUCUUUUAAAUAAUUAAAUAAUUUGAAACACAAGUUAUGUUUUUAUACUGUGUUGUUAAUAUUUAAUUUUUAUUUUGUAAAAAGUUUGAUACAGUAGUAUUAAAUAUUGUAACAUUUUCUGCAUCUUGUUCGACAAAUGAUAUUGAUAUACUGAAAUAAUAAAUUAAGAAUCUAGUUAUA